UGAUGAAGCCGGCUUCUCAGUUUCAGCAGAGCUCUGAUUUUUCCGUCCCUCUCGGAGCCGCGAGAACACGGCGUGGCUGGGCAGCCAGAUGCUCUCAGCGUCUAGAUGGAGCCCUCAGACAUCCCAGAGUCCACCACCUCUUAUGAGUAUGAUCCUCAGAGCUUUCUGUGUGAGAAGAGGACCUUCGUCUUCGCCACCAUCAGCACCACCAUCCUCUACUGCCUGGUGUUCUUUCUCAGCAUGGUGGGCAACAGCCUGGUGUUGUGGGUCUUGGUGAAGUAUGAGAGCCUGGAGUCCCUCACCAACGUCUUCAUCCUUAACCUGUGCCUCUCAGACCUGGUGUUCUCCUGCUUGCUGCCCGUGUGGAUCUCGGGGUACCACUGGGGCUGGGUGCUGGGAGAUGCUCUGUGCAAGCUCCUCAACAUGGUCUUCUCCAUCAGCCUCUACAGCAGCAUCUCCUUCCUGACCAUCAUGACCAUCCAUCGCUACCUGUCGGUGGUGAGUCCCAUCUCAUCCCUGCGCGUCCACACCCUCCAGCGCCGUGUGCUGGUGACCGCCGCCGUGUGGGCGGCCAGCAUCCUGUCCUCCAUCCCCGAUGCCAUCUCCCACAAGGUGUUCCCUUCGGGCUGUGACUAUGCAGAACUCGAGUGGUUCCUCGCCUCUGUCUACCAGCACAACAUCAUCUUCCUGCUGUCUGUGGGGGUCAUCCUAUUCUGCUACGUGGAGAUCCUCAGGACCCUGUUCCGCUCGCGGUCCAAACGGCGCCACCGGACCGUGAGGCUCAUCUUCACCAUCGUGGCGGCAUACUUCCUCAGCUGGGCUCCCUACAACCUGAUCCUCUUCCUGCAGACACUGUUGAAACUGGGGGUCAUUCAGAGCUGCGAGGUCAGCCAGCAGCUGGAUUAUGCCCUGCUCAUCUGCCGCAACAUUGCCUUCUCCCACUGCUGCUUCAACCCGGUGCUCUACGUCUUCGUCGGGGUCAAGUUCCGCAGGCACCUCAAAAGUCUGCUCCGGCGCUUCUGGCUCUGCCGGCAGCAGGCGCCCAGCCUUCCUCCGUCACCUCACCCCCCAGGUGCCUUCACCUACGAGGGCAUCUCCUUCUAUUGAAGGGGAGUUUGGUGGGGCAGGAAGGAGGGAGAGGGCACGCGGCUGGGAAACGCUAGAGCUGAGGCUGGGGGAUGACAGCGGUAUGUUACACCAGGGGGUCCUAUGGGCCCCCUCUUCUGCGGAGAAGUUCCCCACCUGGAAAUCUUACAUUGCCAUCCAGAAAAAUGCUUCUUAGAUUCUGAGGAACUCUUUUCUCCUUUAUUCCUUCAUUCAGACACGGAUUUCUCAUCUUUGCUCAGGUCAGGAGACUCUCAAAUAUGAAAGGCUUCCGGGAAAGGAGCAUCCUUCAGGACUUGCGAGGGUCUGGAAUUCAGUUGUGCAGCUCUAGGCUGCUGGCGAGACGGUGUUCCCUCCCUGACUGUAGGACUGUCCCCCAGUGUUGGAGGUGGUGGCUCCGGAUGGGACUGUCUGUAGAAGUGAUCACACCCGCAAACAAGCACAGUCAGAGUGAGAUCUGGACUCUGAAUUCCCACAGCUGGACCGGAGAUGUGCUCUGUACCAUAGCUCCAGUUUCUAGCACAUGAAGUGGUUGAAUAUUUAGUCUGUAAAUCUUUUAUUGAAAGAAUGAAUGCAGUAAGUACCGCCUUCUGCAGGCAUUUACGUGGAAGCUGUAAAAAUGAAUGCGAUGCAGAUGCUAACCUCCAGGUGCCAACAGUUGAGCUCUGAGGGCCCAGAUGACUAAACGCCCACCUUGCUGAAGGCAUCCAGGGUGAAGAUUCCUCCAACACCUCCUCCUCUCCAAGUGGAUAUUGAGCUGACGUUUCUGAUUCAUCACGUUCCACCUAAAGUGUUCUCCUGCUCCUGAUUGAUGCUGCCAGCUUUCCCCACGAGCUGGGUUAUCUUGGAGCCCCGCGUUUCCUUUCCUCUACGCCCACGGCCAAGUCCUGUUGAUGUUACCUUCCCAGUAUCUCUCACAUGCCUGUUGCUUCCUCCCCAAACAGCCUUAUAUCCUCAGCAUCUUCCUGCUACUCAUUUCUUUCCCCUCCAGUGUCCUCUGCAUUGAUAUCACGGCACUUCAAAACCCUCACAUUAUGUUCAAAUAAAGCCCAAAUACCAUAGGCUUUAUCUGUAUAUAAAUAAAGGCCCCUUCAAUCUGG
Messenger RNA from Odocoileus virginianus texanus, 2204 nucleotides. RefSeq names its product X-C motif chemokine receptor 1 (gene XCR1). The record is from RefSeq and is a predicted model, not a curated record. Gene Ontology annotation, cellular component: external side of plasma membrane; membrane. Lineage: Eukaryota; Metazoa; Chordata; Mammalia; Artiodactyla; Cervidae. Gene Ontology annotation, molecular function: C-C chemokine binding; C-C chemokine receptor activity. Gene Ontology annotation, biological process: immune response; G protein-coupled receptor signaling pathway; cell chemotaxis.